GAAAGUAGGUUGCAAGCGGAGUCCCGCACUGAAAUGAAACUGGAAAAGAGACAAAAGAGCAACCUGAGAAUGGGGCAGGGACUCGCAUGUGGGCGAGGUGACUUUAGAAACAGGUAUUAACCCUCUUUGCUGUGUCAUGAUUACCAUGCACCGGAGGAGUACAGGACCUCAUCACAAUGAGUCACAGCUGGUUUUGGAGAGGAAGCUGCACACGGGAGAUACAUAAAAGGCCUUGGCACACAGAGCGAGGGAGGGACCACAGAGAGCCAAACACAUGAUGGGAAAGCAACAGGAAUAACAGAGAAAGAGGAACACACACAAAAAAAAAAAGUUUGGUGGCGUGAGGGAGGUGAAGAGCAUGCCUCUGGGGCGGUACAGUCAGAGAUUGGUGAGCCGGGGCAUGAAUGAACAGAGGAGAGAGGGAGGGUCUUUCCUCCCUGGACUUAAGUUUUACUUCCAGUUUGUAAGUUUGUCUGCACCACUCACACAGUCUGAGUGGAUUCAGCUCUAGACCAGGUGGACAGGACCCAGGUGAACCACACUUUGAGUCCAAUCCAAGACAGAGAAAGUGUUUGUGUGUGUUUGAGUGUUAGCUAAAAACAAUGUCCAAAAGGUCUGCAUGCAGUGAAAAAGGAGGAAGAGCAGCAGCUAAUGGACACGCUUCCCAGAAUGGGACUCAAUCAAAAGCCGGCGGGAAACUGCAGGAGGACGAGGACGACGGGAAGGUGGGACUGGGGAAGAAGGUGACACUGCUCCGAGGGAUCUCGAUCAUCAUCGGCACCAUCAUCGGGGCAGGGAUCUUCAUCUCUCCGAAGGGCAUCCUGAAGCACUCGGGCAGUGUAGGAAUGUCCCUCAUAGUGUGGAUCGCCUGCGGUGUGCUGUCACUCUUUGGAGCCCUGUCCUACGCUGAGCUGGGGACUUGUAUUAAGAAGUCUGGUGGACAUUACACAUAUAUAAUGGAAGCCUUUGGACCUCAGAUGGCUUUCAUUCGGCUUUGGGUCGAUCUCAUUGCGAUAAGGCCUGCAGGGAUGGCAGUGAUCUCUUUGGCUUUUGGUCAAUACAUCCUGGAGCCUCUGUUCAUGCCCUGUAAUAUCCCCCCUAUCGCCGUCAAACUGGCCACUGGCAUCGGCAUAACUUCUGUCAUGUACCUGAACAGUAUGAGUGUGACGUGGACAGCAAGGAUUCAGAUCUUCCUCACCUUCAGCAAGCUGCUGGCUAUCGGCAUCAUUAUAGUGCCGGGAUUGUACCAGCUCUUCAAAGGAGAGACCAAGAACUUUGAGAAUGCCUUUGAGAUGAGCAAUGUGAAGAUUUCUGGUAUGCCACUGGCCUUCUACUCUGGGAUGUAUGCAUACGCUGGAUGGUUCUAUUUGAACUUUGUGACUGAGGAGGUGGAUAACCCUGAACGGACUGUGCCUUUAGCCAUCUGUAUCUCCAUGGCGAUUGUGACCUCAUGCUUUGUGUUGACCAACGUGGCCUACUACACCGUGAUGUCAGCAGAGGAGCUCCUCACUUCGGAGGCAGUCGCUGUGACUUUUGCAGAGAAGCUGAUGGGGAACUUCUCCAUAGUGGUGCCUGUGUUUGUGGCCUUGUCCUGCUAUGGCUCCAUGAAUGGCUGCCUCUUUGCCUUGUCAAGAAUGUUCUACGUGGCAUCCCGUGAAGGACAGCUCCCUGAGGUUCUGUCUAUGAUCCACAUCCACAGACACACUCCACUGCCUGCUGUCCUCAUACUGUACCCGAUGACCAUGCUUCAGCUCUUUGUGGGAGAUCUCUACAGCCUGUUGAACUUCAUGAGCUUCCUGCGGUGGCUGUUCAUCGGUGUGGUGGUGCUGGGUUUAAUCUACCUCCGAUACACAAAACCUGACCUCCCCCGCCCAUUCAAGGUCCCCCUCUUCAUCCCAGUGGUGUUCUGCCUCACGUGUUUCUUCAUGGUCUUCCUGUCUCUGUACUCGGACCCGGUCAACACAGGGAUUGGAUUUGCUAUUUCCCUCACUGGCAUCCCCGCUUACUAUAUCUUCUUUUACUUCAGCCACAGACCAAAGUGGCUUCAGAGGGGUUUGGAUUCCUUUAACAGAACCCUGCAAAUCCUCCUGAUGGUCAUCCCCGCUGAGCAUUAACUGUGCAAAAAUACUGCACCACCUCUUUGGUCACUUCAGAAUACGCAUAAACACAAAACCAAACACUAACCUGUAAAAAAAACAAAAAACAAAAAAAACACUGGUUUUGAACUCUACAAAAGACUGAUUUAGUACAAAGACUGAAAAUGACAAAUGUCAUUGCUUAAUGUGAGUUUAUAUAAAGUGUGUUAUUAAAGGAUGAAGAUUUAUAUUUAA
This is a messenger RNA of Acanthopagrus latus (yellowfin seabream), 2330 nucleotides long. It is a transcript of the gene slc7a11, whose product is annotated as solute carrier family 7 member 11. Gene Ontology annotation, biological process: amino acid transmembrane transport. Gene Ontology annotation, cellular component: membrane. The coding region runs from base 603 to 2114 and encodes 503 amino acids. Lineage: Eukaryota; Metazoa; Chordata; Actinopteri; Spariformes; Sparidae. The record is from RefSeq and is a predicted model, not a curated record. Gene Ontology annotation, molecular function: L-amino acid transmembrane transporter activity. The transcript is spliced from 12 exons.